This is a messenger RNA of Durio zibethinus, 2471 nucleotides long. RefSeq names its product cyclic nucleotide-gated cation channel 4 (gene CNGC4). NCBI's taxonomy places the organism in Eukaryota, Viridiplantae, Streptophyta, Magnoliopsida, Malvales, Malvaceae. The record is from RefSeq and is a predicted model, not a curated record.
CAAUUUCCUGCUUAUAUUCCCUCUCUCAAGUGGCAACCUCUCACUAGCUCAAUUUUUUUUUCUUUCUCUAUGGCAAGUGAAGGAGAAUUUUCACUUUCACGUGCAACGCACAUGCAAUAUUUUACAGACGAAGAUGAAGAAGAAGAACAAGAACAAGAAAUGGGAGAAGAAUUGUUAGAAGAUGAAGAAGAAAGCUCACAAGAUUGCAGAAGCUUGUAUAUGUGCGGUCCUCGCCGGAAAGGGUGGUCGUUGGGGCAAGUUUUGGACCCGAGAGCCAAAUGGGUUCAAGAAUGGAAUAGGGUUUUCCUCCUUGUGUGUGCCACGGGCCUCUUUGUGGACCCAUUGUUCUUCUACGCUCUCUCUAUAAGCGAAACGUGUAUGUGCCUCUUCGUCGACGGGUGGUUCGCCAUCACCGUGACUGUUCUCCGCUGCAUGACCGACGCGUUGCACGUGUGGAACAUGUGGCUGCAAUUAAAGAUGGCCAAAAGACUAUCAUACCGCCCCAACGACGACGCAGAUGAAGGUGAAGGAAGAGGAGAAAGAAGUGGCAUGAAUACUCGCCACGUGGCCCUCAAGUACUUGAAAGCCAAGAAGGGAUUCUUCUUUGAUCUCUUAGUAAUCCUACCUCUACCCCAGAUUGUACUAUGGGUGGCAAUUCCAUCCCUGUUGGAAAGAGGAUCGAUAACCCUAGUAAUGACGGUGUUCUUGAUCAUCUUCCUCUUCCAAUACCUUCCGAAGAUUUACCACUCCGUUUGCCUCUUACGCCGAAUGCAAAGCCUUUCCGGCUACAUCUUUGGAACCGUUUGGUGGGGGAUUGCUCUCAAUAUGAUUGCUUAUUUUGUCGCCUCGCAUGCGGCCGGGGCAUGCUGGUACUUGCUAGGGAUCCAAAGGUCAGCAAAAUGCUUAAAAGAGCAAUGCAGAGGAGUGGAGGGUUGUGACCUGAGACUAUUGGCUUGCAAAGAGCCAAUUUACUAUGGAACAAGUAAAAUGGUGAGGGAUAAAGCAAGGCUGGUUUGGGGAGAAAACAAGCAAGCAAGAAGUACAUGCAUUGAUAGUACUGAUAACUACGAUUAUGGAGCUUAUAAAUGGACUGUUCAGCUUGUAACCAAUGAUAGUCGCCUUGAGAAAAUACUUUUUCCUAUCUUUUGGGGUCUCAUGACUCUCAGCACUUUUGGGAAUUUGGAGAGCACAACAGAAUGGCUAGAAGUUGUUUUCAACAUCAUUGUUCUUACAAGUGGACUCCUCCUGGUCACGAUGUUGAUUGGAAACAUCAAGGUGUUUUUGCAUGCAACUACGUCAAAGAAACAAGCAAUGCAGCUGAAGAUGAGGAAUAUAGAGUGGUGGAUGAGGAAGAGGCGACUUCCUUCGGGGUUCCGGCAGAGGGUCCGGAACUAUGAGCGACAACGGUGGGCAGCGAUGCGCGGUGUUGAUGAAUGUGAGAUGAUCAGAAACCUCCCUGAGGGGCUUAGGAGAGAUAUCAAGUACCAUCUUUGCCUGGAUUUAGUUAGACAGGUACCAUUAUUCCAACACAUGGAUGAUUUGGUCCUAGAGAAUAUUUGUGAUCGUGUGAAGUCCCUAAUUUUCACCAAAGGAGAAACUAUAACUAGAGAAGGUGACCCUGUGCAAAGAAUGCUAUUUGUAGUAAGGGGACAUCUCCAAAGUAGCCAAGUUCUCCGAGAUGGUGUCAAAAGUUGCUGUAUGUUAGGCCCUGGAAAUUUCAGUGGUGAUGAGCUCUUGUCAUGGUGUCUUCGGAGACCCUUUAUCGAAAGACUGCCACCAUCUACUUCAACACUUGUAACUCUUGAAACUACCGAGGCAUUUGGCCUGGAAGCUGAAGAUGUUAAAUAUGUUACACAACAUUUUCGAUACACGUUUGUUAAGGAAGGAGUGAAGAGGAGUGCAAGGUAUUACUCUCCAGGGUGGAGGACUUGGGCAGCUGUGGCAAUUCAGUUGGCCUGGAGGAGGUAUAAGCACCGGUUAACGCUUACUUCACUGUCGUUUAUUAGGCCCCGGAGACCUUUGUCGAGGAGUAACUCAUUGGGGGAGGACAGGCUCAGGCUUUAUACAGCUAUGUUGACUUCACCAAAGCCAAAUCAAGAUGAUAUUGAUUUUUGAAAGGGUGAAAAAUGAUGUGUCAAAUGUGGAAUUUACUUGAUGAAAGUGCAGCUGUAGGCUCUGAAAGUCCUCUUUGUUCCUGUAUUUUAGAGUAGUACAUGCUCGGAUACCACCUGUAAUGACCUGAUUGAGUAUGAGACUAUUGUUUACUUUGAUUCGGCCUGUGGUUUUGUUCUAUAAAAAUGCAGGCAAGGAUUUAAACCCGAAUCGUUAAAACUAAAAGUCUAAUACUCUGCCAAUAAAUCACAAGACCGUUGGCUCUCUGUUUUAGUUGUUGAGUUAUCUUACAUUAACCUUAUAAAAGCAAACAAAAAAAAAGGAUAAAUUUUAGUAGAAAGACUAGGAUAAAUUUUCUA